This is a messenger RNA of Rhinocladiella mackenziei CBS 650.93, 1095 nucleotides long. RefSeq lists its product as uncharacterized. The record is from RefSeq and is a predicted model, not a curated record. Gene Ontology annotation, molecular function: dioxygenase activity. Bases 1 to 1095 code for a protein of 364 amino acids. The transcript is spliced from 3 exons. Lineage: Eukaryota; Fungi; Ascomycota; Eurotiomycetes; Chaetothyriales; Herpotrichiellaceae.
AUGGCUGCAUCUGAAUUCACUCAACUGGAGCUUCGAUCCGCCUACGGACUCGUGUACCGCAAGGUCUCUACGGCUCCUCCCAGAGAUUGCCGUCCAGAUGAGAUCCCAGUGAUCGAUAUCGGCACCAUUUACGACGGCCCAGCGGCACGCGCCGAGCUUGCCAAACAUAUCAGGGCAGCAGCUGAAGGUACAGGAUUCUUUUAUAUCAAGAAUCAUGGAAUUGAUGAAGAUAUAAUCAACAACGCGAGAAGGGCGGCGAUGAACUUCUUCAAACAGCCCCAUGAGGAAAAACUUAAGGUCGCCAAGUUCAAAUCCAAACACUACAAUGGAUACUCAUUCCCCGGCCUAAGUCAUGUCUCUCCAUCCGAAUCCAAAGACAACAAGCAAGGCUUCAUGUGGCAAUAUGACCCCAAAUACGACCCAGACAAGAAGGACCUUUCUACAAUUCCAGACGACGUAAAAGCAUGGCUCCGCGGUGAGGAUAUGGUUUGGGAGGGCACAGCGCACAUCCCCGAUUUUCAGAAAGAUACUCUCAUCUACUGGCGCUGCUGCUUAACACUGGCCCGGACUCUGGCCAAAGUGUUUGCUGUAUGUCUGGACUUGCCAGAGGACUACUUUGACCCACUGACCACCUACCCUGGAGCCGAUGGCGUCUACAACUUCUACUCGGCCUUGGCUUCAGAAGAGAUGGCCAAAGCAAGUAUUUACGACGUUGGUCUCGGUUCACAUACUGACCUUCAGUGUUUUACAUUGCUUUGGCAGGAUGAAGUCGGCGGGCUCCAGGUCCUCAGCGACACACAGUGGAUCAAGGCCGUUCCCAUUCCCGGUACUUUCGUCGUAAACAUUGGCGAUUUUCUGAUGCGCAUGUCCAACGACAAAUUCAAAUCGACAGUCCACCGAGUCUACAAUCGUUCGACAGUAGACAGACUUAGUAUGCCUUUCUUCUUCGGAUUCAAUUUUAAUGAGACAUGUUCUGUCUUGCACACAUGUACCGACGAGAACAAUCCACCCAAAUAUGAACCGAUUUCAUGUGGCGAGAUGGUGCUAAGAGCCUACAACAGUGGUGUCGACGCCGUUUCCAGGCCGGUGCAGUGA